AUGCGCACCGAGAAUCAAGAUGACUUUAUUGAUGACGAGAAGGCAUGCAGCAGCGAAAAUGUGGAGAACUAUGCGAUAAUUACCACUAUCGACGAUAUACAUGUUUUGGGCCUCUCGUCCGAAGACGCAGACUUUUAUCGCAACUAUACUCCACAGAAGAGGAAACAGAUUAUUCGGAAGAUCGACAUGAGGCUAAUCCCCAUGCUUGCUAUCCUCUAUUUGAUAUCCUAUCUUGAUAGGGCGAACAUUGGAAAUGCCAAAACCUUAGGGUUAGCGGAAGACUUGAAUUUGACCGGGCUCCAGUAUAAUAUCGCCCUCAGUAUUUUCUUUAUCCCAUAUGUUUUGUUAGAGGUACCAAGUAACAUUCUCCUCAAACGCUUUGCUCGGCCAUCCCUAUACUUGGGUACAUUGAUCGUAUCGUGGGGAACAAUCAUGACGUUGACAGGUGUCGUACGAAAUUUUGGCGGGUUGUUAGCCGUGCGGGUGUUGUUGGGAAUUUUCGACGCACUUUCUGGUGCAUUUUCAGGUCUUCUCGCAGCAGCCAUUAGUAAAAUGGACGGGGUUGGUGGGUAUGAGGGUUGGCGGUGGAUCUUUAUAAUCGAGGGCCUUGUUACUGUUGGACUAGGAAUUUCUACCUUCCUGCUUCUUGUAGACUCGCCAAGCCUCUCGACUCGGUGGUUGGACGAAGAUGAGAUCCGGUAUCUAGAGAUUCAGCAUUUCAUCAAGGAAGGAGGCCAGUUUAAAGAAGAGCAAGAAAGUAUAUCGUUGAAAGAUGUUUUUGGAGUCAUGAAGAAUUGGAGACUUUAUUUUCUGGCAUACAUCAUGAUGUGCCAGUCUGCUUGCAACUAUGGAACUAAGUUCUCUCUGCCCACUCUCACUGAAGCCAUGGGCUUUGAAGGCACCACUGCGCAGCUCAUGACGGUGCCACCGUACAUUGCCGGCGCGUUAUCCGCCGUUGCCUUUUCUAAUAUGUCGGACCGGUACAACUGGCGGUUCCCAUUCGUAGCAGCCCCUCUGCUGCUUAUAAUCAUUGGUUACUCAAUCAUUGUCGGUCUCAAAGGUCAACUGGAAUCUCACCUCGGCGUCGGUUUCUUUGCCAUAAUCCUUGCUUGUAUGGGCAUCUACCCAACCUACCCGGCAGCGGCGUCCUGGGCGAUGAACAAUCUCGCACCUUCGAAGCGACGUGCGAUCGGCAGUGCGUUUAAUAUUUGCAUGGGUAAUACGGGCGGAAUAAUCGGGAGCUACAUGUACCUUGACCGAGAGAGUCCGACUUAUAUUACUGGCUUUGGGUUGUCGCUUGCUUUUGGUGUCUCGGGACUACUUGUUGCGUGUGGUUUAGAACUUUGGUUUAUGUAUGCGAACAAGCAAAAGGCCAAGUUGUCGGAGAUGGAAAUUAGAGAGACUUACAGCGACGAACAACUUUUGGAAAUGGGCGACAGGUCACCCCUCUUCCGAAAUAUGCUAUGA
This is a messenger RNA of Penicillium angulare, 1467 nucleotides long. RefSeq lists its product as uncharacterized. Lineage: Eukaryota; Fungi; Ascomycota; Eurotiomycetes; Eurotiales; Aspergillaceae. The coding region runs from base 1 to 1467 and encodes 488 amino acids. Gene Ontology annotation, biological process: transmembrane transport. The record is from RefSeq and is a predicted model, not a curated record. Gene Ontology annotation, molecular function: transmembrane transporter activity. The transcript is spliced from 5 exons. Gene Ontology annotation, cellular component: membrane.